Centropristis striata (black sea bass) is the source of this 3087-nucleotide messenger RNA. RefSeq names its product L-2-hydroxyglutarate dehydrogenase (gene l2hgdh). Gene Ontology annotation, molecular function: (S)-2-hydroxy-acid oxidase activity; (S)-2-hydroxyglutarate dehydrogenase activity. The record is from RefSeq and is a predicted model, not a curated record. The transcript is spliced from 10 exons. NCBI's taxonomy places the organism in Eukaryota, Metazoa, Chordata, Actinopteri, Perciformes, Serranidae. Bases 109 to 1446 code for a protein of 445 amino acids.
GCAGCCGAAACCGGGAGGAGGAAACAAUAAAAACACAAGCCAGCCAAGUCUUUCUGAUAGUUGUACAAUGAAGAAGCGACUGUGAGGUGUUGUUGGACUUUUGUGACGAUGAUCCGGACACUCAGCGGCGCGACUUUUAGGGCUGUUGGAGCAGCGCAGGCGUUAAAAGACGUUACAACCAGACGGCUGCACAGCACAUAUGACGUGGCCGUGGUGGGAGCUGGCAUCGUGGGCCUGGCCACGGCCAGAGAGCUCAUUCUGCGACACCCGUCCCUCAGCUUCGUCCUGCUGGAGAAAGAAAAAGAGCUCUCUAUGCACCAGAGUGGGCACAACAGUGGAGUCAUUCACAGCGGGAUCUACUACACGCCGGGCUCGCUGAAGGCCCGUCUGUGUGUGCGAGGAGCCACUUUAGCCUACGAGUACUGCGACAAGAAAGGACUCCCUUACAACAGAUGUGGAAAGCUCAUCGUGGCUUUGGAGCAGGAGGAGAUACCCAGACUGCAGGCUCUAUACGAGCGCGGCAAGAAGAACAAUGUGCGUGACCUCAGUAUCGUGGACGCCAAGGGAAUCCGAGAGCGAGAGCCGUACUGCAGGGGUAUAAUGGCGUUAGAUUCGCCCUACACCGGCAUCGUGGACUGGAGGAAGGUGGCUCUCAGGUACGGACAAGACUUUGAGGAGGCAGGCGGCACGGUGGUCACUGAAUCUGAGAUCAGUGACAUUUCUAUGGUUAAAGAGAGCCCAGCUGGGAGCACUGAAGGAAUGAAAUAUCCGAUCGCAGUCAGAGACAAAAAGGGUAACGAGGUGCGGUGUCGUUACGUCCUGACCUGUGGAGGCCUGUACUCAGACCGCCUGUCACAGAUAUCUGGAUGCAGCCGGGAGCCUCGGAUCGUCCCCUUCAGAGGAGACUAUUUGGUCCUGAAGCCGGAGAAACACUACCUGGUCAAGGGAAAUAUCUACCCUGUCCCUGACCCUCGUUUCCCCUUCCUUGGAGUUCACUUCACCCCGAGGAUGGAUGGAAGUGUUUGGCUCGGCCCCAACGCCGUCCUCGCCUUCAAACGGGAGGGAUACAAACUGUACGACUUCAAUGUUCGAGACUUUGCAGAUGCUGUCUCAUUCAGGGGCCUUCAGAAGCUGGUACUGAAGAACAUAACUUAUGGGAUUGGAGAAAUGUAUAGAGGGAUUUUCAUUAACGCACAGGUUAAAAUCCUGCAGAAGUACAUCCCUCAACUCUCGCUGAGUGAUGUGCUCAGGGGUCCUGCAGGAGUUCGAGCUCAGGCUCUCGACCGAGACGGAAACCUUGUGGAUGACUUUGUGUUCGAUGGCGGGGUCGGGGACGUGGGCAGCCGGGUGCUCCAUGUACGUAACGCUCCCUCGCCUGCAGCCACCUCCUCCCUCGCCAUCGCUGAAAUGGUUGCAGACGAAGUGGAGAGUCGCUUCGCACUGUAGAGAAACACAUCGCAGGAGGAAAAAAAAGAGAGUCAACAUAAUACAGCUUAAAGUCAAACUUAAGCUGUCACUACCUCAGCAUCACUGUCAUCGUGGAGACAUUUUUAUUACAGGUCAAGCCUUAAUUUAGGGGGAGGAAGUAGAAAUAUCGUUGACUUGAUCACAUUUUCACGACUGUUUUUACCUUAGUCGUGCUGUUUUAAGUUGCAUAAUAUGUUUACUCCACCACAUUUCAAGUAAAUAAUCAUUUUUCUAUGCACUUCUGUAUAAAAAAGAAAGUGAAAAUGUUAAACGCACAAUAUGUAAUUUUCUGGUGCCAGCGGACUCUCAAUCAAAUCAAUAACAAAUGAUUGAGUUUGGUGAAGUUGCAUGGGAUCAUGGGAGUUGUAGUCUUCACCACUAGUGCCAUGAUUGCAGUCCGUCUUCAGUUAUCAUUCUUCAGGUUUUUGCCGAAUUAUCCACAGAGGUGUCCUUUUCAUUAUUAAUGGACCUGGUGAUUAAAACCAGUUAAAACACUGAAUAACAUGGUUUCAUGUUAAAAAUCAGUGUUUUUCCAAUGCUAUUUGGUGGACACAGGACGUCCCAGAGGGGCUGAAAGUCAAGCUGCUGCUAACGUCUAAUCAGCUUGUUUUUCUGACAUCUUAAGAUCCAGACAACUAAAAUCCUUCAUUCGGUUAUAAUAUAAAAUUGUUAAUGUCCAAGAUCUGAAAACUGCAAAAAUGUUGAUUUUGAUGUUGAUUAAAAUGCACAACUCAACAAAAUAUGGAAAACUGAUUUAGUUGUUUUUAGACAUUUUAAUGCAGAAAAGUUACAUAUUAAUGUAUAUUAAAGUAGUAAGUAUUAAGGUAUUUUAAAAACGGUUCAGCAUCAAUAACAUCAGUUUUAACAAUCUGUUUUGGAUGUGAACAUAGUAUGAGAAGGUUGGAUGUCGUUUAUUAAAAAAAAAAUGCUGAAACUAAAUGAAACGCACAGUUGUAACUGCAGAGCGCACAAUUAAUAAAGUAAACGGGUUGUUUUUGGGAGGCAUUUAUUCUGCCAAAAUAAUAUUAAAAUUAAAGAAACUUUAAAAUCAUAUCUACACAAAAUUUUCUCGUCAUAUGUCAUAUUUACAUUGAUGUAAACUGAGAACACUUUGCUGUUGUUUAUGUGUGUUUGUGGGUGAUAUUUUCAUAUAAUUCUACUUUGAUUUGCUCUUUGUUAUAGCUUCAGAAGCUUCACAGCUUGCUAAAUAUAUCAACCAAUGAAUGAAUGUUGAAAAAUUUUGUAUUUUUGUAUUUUCAAAUGUACCAAAGUUGAGGUUUGUGCCAUGUGGCUUAUAAAUAAAGCCUUUAUAUUCUGAAGAAAUAGAAGCAAAGCAGAUUUUUUUUGGCAAAACUUCAGCUUAUUCAAAUGAGUGUGCUUGGAGAGAAAACUUUAUUGUGCUACAUUUUUGCUUUUUUUUUGGUACUUUUUUACUUUAGCAGCAGUUCCUUUUGUUAAUGCUGAAUGAGGCACUUAUUCAGUUUGUCCACAAGGAGGCAGAAUCACAGCAACAAACAUACUGUAUGAAGCCUGAUGCAUACUUUUGAUGCUGUUGCUAGAGCUUGUUUUUACUGUGUAUGCCUUGUAUAAUGAGAUGGAAAUAAAGCGGAUUUAUUUGCA